AUGUUGUUAUUGUUGUCAUGGGGUGCUUCAACUUGACCGCGGGAAGAUGUAACGUGGCUCUAUUAAUACUAUCAUUCUUAGCGUGCUUUCCGUCUAGACCUAUGAGUCUAAUGACAUUACGCAGUUUACGUGCGAUUAACUGCUAUGCUAAAUUCUAAACGUCGCGUUUCACUUACUGUGCCUGUCGAUGAUGCAAAGGCGAACAAAAAACUUGCAUGUGCUGGACUGUAGCCUGUGAAUAGGCCUAUGUAAACAGGAAGGAGUGAAGCCGCCGAGUGGGAGGGAGAAAAUCCUAAAGAAACAGCGCCUUUGCAGCUUCUUUGUGGAAUAAAGUCUAUUAACAACUAGACUAAUGUGGCUUUGACAGUUUUUCUCUCCAUAACCAUAUGUAAUCGAAGAGGAAAUGCGUUAGUGUUAACCGUGCUUGAAAAAUCCAAGCUGAACAAGUAUUACACUCGUAGUUUCACUACCACGCUUAGCCUGCACUUGCUUUAUAAUAUUUAUUUUCCGGUUUCAGAUAUUAGAAAGCCGAAAUGAAAUUGCGUCGGGUAGAUUAUAAAGAAAUUGCCAAAUUUAUAGAGCACCUCAGACCAACAAGACAGUGCAUGAAGAUGUUAAAGGAAAAGUUUCCCAGUCAAUCGCAGUCCACUCUGUUGAGCAUCUUCUCCCUGGAGUACCAGAAACGUAUUAAAAGGAACCAUGCAAAACAUCACUCUGCUGAAACCAUUGAAUACUACUAUCAAAGGUAUCUGAAUGAGAUGAAGCGCAAUCAGGCUGCUCCUGUCCUUUUGGAGUUAGCCAAUGAGGUGGACCUUGCCCCAUCACUUAUGGCUCGCAUCAUCUUAGAGCGGCAUUAUCAAGAACUGAAUGGUGUACCAUCACCUAAAUCUGUCCUAAACAGUAUGCUACGAGAUCCUACUUUAAUCGCUGACAGACAUCUUUCUGACCAGGUGUAUCAGUGCACAGUGAAUGACUGCUGUUACGGGCCAUUGGUAGACUGCAUCAAACACGCCAUUGGACAAGAACAUGAAAUUCUGCUGCGAGAUAUGCUUAAAGAAAGAAAUCUGUCCUUUUUAGAUGAAAACCAGCUGCGUGUUAAAGGUUAUGACAAAACACCUGAUAUCAUACUGGAGGUCCCAAUUGUUGUGGAAGGACAUGUAAUUCACUGGAUUGAAAGCAAGGCUUCCUUUGGAGAUGAUUAUAGUCAUCGAUCUUAUCUUCAAGACCAAUUUUGGAGUUAUUGGAAUAGGUUUGGGCCUGGACUAGUUAUCUACUGGUAUGGAUUUAUUGAAGAGCUUGAUUGUCAUCGUGAACGUGGCAUUCUGCUGAAAGACUGCUUCCCUUCAGACAUCGUAACGUUAUGCCAUAGUGCAGCCCAGAGUCAACUCUGAAAGAAAAGGGAGGAUGAAUCCGGAAGCAAUGUUGCUUUCCUGCAGUGCAAACUACUGGCAAGCAUCUGCCCUGAACUCCAGAUGAACUCCUGCUGUCUGGACUUCUGCUAAUAGCCGCACUCGGAGUUUCUGCUUAACCUCAGUGCCAUGCUUGUGUAAAUGGCCAAAAACCGACAGACACGUCCCAUUCGUUAUCGCCAAUUCUGUCUCUGUCUAGUGGAGUAAAAGAUAGUAGUAAGCAUUUUUGCUUCCCUCAUGCCAGACGAAUUGUAAAUUUGAUGUUUAAAGUACAAUGGAUUAUUAUUUUUGUAGCCCUUUGCUGUUGUAAGCAAUAAUGGCGUCUCAUGGUUUCUUGUAAGCAAAGCAUUUUAUACUUCAACUGUACCAUCAACCCUUUUUGCUUUUUUUCCUGUUCGUGGUAUAAAGUGCUGCUGUUGUUAUCAUCAUGGAGAUAAUACUCACAAACAACUCACAUAGCCUCUUUUCUGUGCAAUUUAUUUUGCCUCUGCUUUUCCCCACAAUCAAAUAUUUCGCCGUGGGGUCUGCUAUAGUCAAAUGAUUUGCCUUAAAGUUUCUCUUGUUGCUGUCUCUGCUAACAUUUCAUUUUAGUUUGUUUAGAUCAACUGUAGUCUAAGCAGAUGUUUGUUUUUUUGGGAUGAGAUAUUUUUGGGGGGGCCAUAGAAUCAAAAUUUAACUUUAGACGCUUUCUCGUUGCAACAGGAACUUCAUAUCCAUGCCUUAAAUUUGUGUUAUACUCAAAAGUUACAUAAAAUCUUGAAUGUUUGAUUGCUGCUGUUCUCUUCGUUGUUGUACUCUUUGGAACUUGAACUUUACAGCCAGGACUUCUUUUUAUGAGGUGGUCUCUAGUGAGUGCUAAUGGAAUAAACAUUGCCAAGCCAGAGAACAGAAGUGUGCAUAAAAUUGAAUGAUGCUUUCAGUGGCGUAUACGGUCUUGCCAUAGGGGUCUUUUGCACUGAGAAUAAAACCCUUUAUGUUACACCUCAUCACAAUGGCAGCCCAUGUUAGACUGGCAAAAUAACCCCAUAAUAGCAUUGUGUGUGCAUUAAAAUAAAUGAUUUAUAGAGACAAGUUUACAGAGUACUUUGUAGCAGAAAAUUAAUCAUCUUCACUAAAGUAUAAAGAGUCAAGAGCCUGGUCUACAGGAACUGCUUGUAUUGUGUUACAAUAGAAACCCAGGGAGCUCAACUGAAUCAGCUUUGUCCUGCGCCCAAGUCGCUCGAGUCAACACCAGGAGUUAUUCAGACAUGUCAGUAACCUGUGUGCUUUUGACGCACUGCUGCCCACUUGAAAACUUUGCUUCUGCGCGUGUAUUUUUAGCACAUUUUCUUGAACACUUUUUUAGUCAUAGGAAAUGACUAUCCUCCUGACAAGCCUCUCCGGUGUCAGGCUCAAAUAUUGGCAAUUCGUGGCGUGUAUUUUUUUACCUUUGACCCUUUAGCGUUUAGACCAAUCCUGUUCAGGAGCUUUGUCGAUAAAGAGCAAUAGGUCGGUCACACAAAGGUCACAGAAAAUACAUAAUUUCCUUGGUCAUGCCCUUCCAGAAUGAUACGUGAAGUGUCUCUAAGGGCGUAGUUAACAUUUCAUCAUGGGAUGUCAUGCACUGCCUGCACUUUACCUUUUUUUCUUUUAAAGUGAUUGCAUUUAAGUGCCAGAAAAGUUUAAAAGGGGGAAAAUGUAAUUUUGAAUUAAACCAUGAACAGCAGAUUCAGUUCCUCUUGUGUGUUCUCCUUUCCUGCUAUUGUUCAAAAGGUGGCUAUUAUACAAAGAGCAGCUUAGGUCAUUACUACAAAUUAGACCACACAAUACAAAAAUAAAAUCUAUUUUAGAAAUGUAUUAAAGAAGUCUCGAUAUAGCUGACAGUUUCCACCCUCCUAAAAUACACAUAACAACAAUGGGCUGCAUUAAAUCUUUCUUGUUUCCUAA
Erpetoichthys calabaricus (reedfish) is the source of this 3335-nucleotide messenger RNA. It is a transcript of the gene cdin1, whose product is annotated as CDAN1 interacting nuclease 1. Gene Ontology annotation, cellular component: cytoplasm; nucleus. Gene Ontology annotation, biological process: erythrocyte differentiation. Lineage: Eukaryota; Metazoa; Chordata; Cladistia; Polypteriformes; Polypteridae. The record is from RefSeq and is a predicted model, not a curated record. The transcript is spliced from 11 exons. Bases 534 to 1391 code for a protein of 285 amino acids.